CGGGGCCCCACAACAAGUAUUACUCGAGCGUGUGUCAGAAGGUCUACUAAUAAGGGACUCGUCUGUCAGAUGCUCUGCAAUAAAGUAGUACAAAAUGGGCUCGUCUGUCAGACGAUCUACGCUUUUUUUGCUUUCUCUGCUUUGCUGGCUCGGUGGUCCUUGUUGUGUGUUUUCUGAAUCUCUUGAUGCCGCCAUCCAUUCCGAGCCAUCUCUUUAUGGACGGGUUCAAAAAGUAGAUGUUUUUCAAACGUAAUCUUCUAUAUUUAAGGUUAAGGAUGUAAUCACUAACUUUUCGUCGAAGAUUUACUCUGUUUUCAAUUUGAACCAUUUGAACUAGGUGGAAAAGUUGAAAGUGCAAACAUAGUUUGAAAGUGUAUCGAUCAAGGACUUCUGAGCUACGACUUCGGCCUCCGCAACGUCGGAAAAAAAGCUAUUUUUAUUUAUAUUAUUGGUCUAAGAACUGUUUGUUUUUUUCGGUCUUUUCCUAGUUAGUGUGGAUCUAUUAUUAAUUGGUCUAAGAGCGAUUUUCCAUUUACAACUACAGCUAUAUGUAAUUUUCCAUUACAGCCUUGACGACCUCCCCAACCCCAAAGGCGCUUCUUUCAUUUAUACCGAACGACCAACAACAACUACAAUUUAGUUGCGAGCAGGAAUUCUUCAGAUCAUGCUUUCGCAGUGUUUGGCUAUUUGCCGGAGUGGAGAUUUGCCGGUUCUCAUUUUGGAGUCCAAGUUCGGCACUACACGCAUUUGAUUUUUUUCUCGCUGGAGAUAGACCCAAACACCGGACGCAUAGCCGCAGCCGAUCGCUUGACACAACUGCAAAGCGCUCUCUACUAUGCGAAAGAAGCAAGGUCUAUACAGGACAGCCAAGCAAUAAACCCGCCAGGGGAUGCUGGGCAAAAUUAUGGUGGGGAAAAAGUAGAAGCGAAGUAGACUCGUCACCGAUGCGACCGUGCUUGAAGAACUAGAACUGCUUUAGGCACAGGCUACGCCGGCCUCAAUAAGUCACAUCCAAUCUAUUUCACUUUGGAGCUUUUGCUUCGAAGAAAAUGAUCCUUCUGCGGCUUGGAUUCGUUCUUGUGAAAAUAUUUCUGAGUUCUCGUAAUCCAUAGUCUAGACUCCUAGUCUAUAUGUCCCCGUAUCCUAUGUCUAUCCCUCCAAACAAUCCAUAGCCCAUGCUCUUCUUUCUGUCUUCAUUUGCUGACAAGAACGCAGUUCCUCGUUUGUUUCGGUGGCAAUGGCAGAAGUGCAGGUUUUUCCGCGAUGGUCAGGGACAAGAAAAAGCGGAAGCGGUUCGUCAAAGAGUUGACAACGAAGUUAAUUUUUGACGUAGACAAUGCAUUUGUUAAGGCUGCAGCUCAUGAAGCUAAAUUGAUUCGUGAGCGUGGGCAAAGAUUGUCAUCUCCCUUCGCAACUGUCGUUUCCUUUUAGGGUAGCUUCAAAGUAGUUCUUAGACUAUAUAUGAGCACUCACCGGAGGCGUUGCACAGGGCUCCGGCCUGCCUUUGAAGGUGAGACCUAUGGGGCUGACAGGACGACGAUAGCGCCGGCGCUUAGUUAGUUUUAGCAGUUAGCAGGAUACUUUUGGAUACUUGUUGAUAGUUACCCUUUUCUCUUUUAUAUCUUCCUCUGGUCUGUCUUUUUUCUAGUUAGGUCGGCUCCAACACAACUAUAGAAGACUAGUGUAUGCACCACGUGUGUGCACGCAGGCGCAACCUCGCAGAGGUAGAUGAAUGAUCUUCGUGAGGAGCUCCUCUAAACUUGGUGGAGGCUUUGACGGUGUGGAUUACAAUUGGGAGUAUCCUGGCUACGAUUUUCGGCGUGGCUAUCUCCCAGACGCUGAGGUCCGGAAGGACUAUGAAGGACUGGGAAGGCUUUUGAAGGAUACAAGGAAAAUGUUCGACAAAAAGACGAAGGCUGAGGAUUUUGAAAGUAGCAGAAGUAGAAGAGUUCUUCCUGAUAAUGUGGUUUCUACUGAUGCAACGAAAGACAGUACCAGUAGCUCCACUGCGAGAGACCAGGCAAGAAAAGAUGAUAGUACAACCUCCACCACAUCAGAGCGUCAAGCACGAAAAACAAUUUCUUUAGCCUACUACCCAGAUGGCAAGCAGGAACAAUUGUUUGCUGCGCAUAAGAUGAUCCUUCAAUACACGGAUUAUUUCCACAGCAUGGCCUAUGACCAACAUGGACGACAGCACUCGCCUUUUUCACUAGCGGAAAAAACCAUUGAAUAUGCCGAAAAAUACUUACGGCGCGUUUCCUCAGCGUUGGCGCCUCUCUUAGUUUUCCUCUUUAACAAUGAAAAGAGUAUGAGCUACUUGGGAUAUGAGUGGAUCAUUGUGUUGCGCUUUCUUCCUUAAUACUGAAAUAUAGAGUAUGAUGAACUACUCAGAAGAUGGAAGAGUAAUUGUGCUGAGCGUUUCUAAAAUUCUUAGGACCAGAAGUUUUGCCAAAGGUUACUUUGGGAUUGCCAUUUUACGGGAGGAGAGAAAAUACGGGAGAAUGGAUGAGCUACGAAGACAUUCUGACGAAACAGUGGGAGAAGCAGAAGGGAAAGGGUUAAGGCCUUUGGCCAAUAUUGGUCAUAGAGUGUAGAAAAAUACGAGAUUGAUUUUUGUCCCGCUCUAAGUGCUUGUCAUAGAGACAAGUGUAUAAGUGUUAAACUGUGGAGUGCUAUUUUGGAAGAUGCUAGUAACACACACAACGGGCCACCGCCUUAACGGUUUCGCGAAACACCUAAGGGGCCACCGCCUUAACGGUUUCGCGAAGCACUCAAGGGGCCACCGCCUUAGCGGUUUCGCGAAGCACUGAAGGGGCCACCGCCUUAACGGUUUCGCGAAACACUUAAGGGGCCACCGUCUUAGCGGUUUCGCGAAACACUUAAGGGGCCACCGCCUUAACGGUUUCGCGAAACACUUAAGGGGCCACCGCCUUAACGGUUUCGCGAAACACUUAAGGGGCCGCCGCCUUAAGGGUUUCGCGAAACGCUCAAGGGGCCACAGCCCUGACGGCUUCGCGAAACACUUAAGGGGCCACCGAUUUAGCGGCUUCGCGAAAGAAGAGGCCACCGCCUUAUCGGUUUCGCGAAACACUUAAGGGGCCGCCGCCUCAAGGGUUUCGCGAAACGCUUAAGGGGCCACAGCACUGACGGUUUCGCGAAACACUUAAGGGGCCACCGCCUUAGCGGUUUCGCGAAACACUGAAGGGGCCACCGCCUUAUCGGUUUCGCGAAACACUUAAGGGGCCGCCGCCUUAAGGGUUUCGCGAAACGCUUAAGGGGCCACGGCACUGACGGUUUCGCGAAACGCUUAAGGGGCCACCGCCAUAGCGGUUUCGCGAAGCACUGAGGGGGCCACCGCCUUAUCGGUUUCGCGAAACACUUAAGGGGCCACCGCCUUGACGGUUCCGCGAAACACUUAAGGGGCCACCGCCUUAACGGUUUCGCGAAACACUUAAGGCGCUGCCGCCUUAAGGGUUUCGCGGAACGCUCAAGGGGCCACAGCCUUGACAGUUUCGCGAGACACUUGAGGGGCCACCGCCCUAGCGGUUUCGCGAAACGUUGAAGAGGCCGCCGCCUUAUCGGUUUCGCGAAACACUUAAGGGGCCGCCGCCUUAAGGGUUUCGCGAAGCGCUUGUUUAAGGGGCCACAGCAUUCUCGGUUCCGCGAAACACUUAAGGGGCCACCGCCUUAAUGGUUUCGCGGAACACUGAAGAGGCCACCGCCUUAUCGGUUUCGCGAAACACUUAAGGGGCCACCGCCUUGACGGUUCCGCGAAACGCUUAAGGGGCCACAGCAUUGACGGUUCCGCGAAGCACUUGAGGGGCCACCGCCUUAACGGUUUCGCGAAACGAAAACACUUAAGGGGCCACCGCCUCAACGCUUUCGCGAUGGUUCCCUCGUGUGUCUCUCUAGAAGGUGACGCCGCCCGCAAGAACGAGCAGAGCGGGAAGCGGAUAUAGUUCUAACAGAAUAUCACCGCGAAGGGAGAUGUGCAGAAAUCGCAAAAAAAGUUAGUAGAAAAAACGCGUGCCCUCGAUACUCUCGAAGAAGAUAAAGUUGUCUACGGCUACAACGGUCCAAGGAUGAUAGAGCGGAAGGUCAAACUCGCAUGGGAGAAAGGUUUAGGCGGUGUCAUGGUAUGGGAAGCUGGUCAAGACUGUAGAGCAGAACUUUUGGAGAAGAAGAGUGGAGCAAAAAUAGAAAAGCACGUCGCAACAUGUGAUCACCUCUCUUCUACUGAAAAAAGCGAAGCAGCGUUUUCUUUGAGUUACGCAAUCACAAAAGAGCUUGGAAACUUGGGGAUGACAAAUGAUACCAAACGGGGUGACAUUGAUGAUGGGAGGACACAUGAGGAAUUAUGAAAAAAGAAGAUAUUGUGGUGAUGCAUUUUGAUAUUCGCUGUGAGGAUAUGAAUGAUACCUUCCAGAAAAGUAGUCCGUCGCAAGUACAACACAUUCUCU
Amoebophrya sp. A25 is the source of this 4460-nucleotide messenger RNA. The record is from the annotation of a GenBank genome assembly. NCBI's taxonomy places the organism in Eukaryota, Dinophyceae, Syndiniales, Amoebophryaceae.